Molecule: messenger RNA, 1346 nt
Organism: Acanthisitta chloris (rifleman)
Lineage: Eukaryota; Metazoa; Chordata; Aves; Passeriformes; Acanthisittidae
Gene: DPP7
Product: dipeptidyl-peptidase 7
Exons: 11
Biological process (GO): proteolysis
Cellular component (GO): vesicle
Molecular function (GO): serine-type exopeptidase activity; dipeptidyl-peptidase activity
Source: RefSeq, a predicted model, not a curated record
UUUUUCUUAUUAUCAUUAUUUUUCAUUUGUUUCUGUCAAUUGUCUCAGCAAAGUUCUGGAAGAAAGGAUUUGGACCCAUCUUUUUCUAUACUGGCAAUGAAGGCAACAUCUGGACUUUUGCUCAGAACUCUGAUUUCAUAUUUGAAUUAGCAGAGGAACAGCAAGCACUUGUCAUUUUUGCUGAGCAUAGGUACUAUGGAAAGUCUCUUCCAUUUGGGCUUGAGUCAACACAGCUGAAGAAGACUGCUCUGCUCACCAUUGAACAAGCCCUUGCUGACUAUGCAGUGCUCAUUACUGAGCUCAAACAGCAAUUUGGUGCUGCAGACUGCCCUGUCAUCGCUUUCGGAGGCAGCUAUGGAGGAAUGCUGAGUGCUUACCUGAGGAUGAAAUACCCAAACGUCGUGGCUGGAGCAUUAGCUGCCAGUGCUCCUCUGCUGUCUGUGGCUGGGCUUGGAGACCCCACCCAGUUCUUUAGAGAUGUCACAGCGGAUUUUCAGAAGUCCAGCCCAGGCUGCGUCACAGCCGUCCGCAAAGCCUUCCAGCAGAUCAAGGACCUGUGCCUCAGAGGAGCCUGUGAUGAGGUCAGCAGCAAAAUGGCCACAUGCAACAAGAUCUCUAGCAAGGAGGAUGUUUACCAGCUGUUUGGGUUUGCUAGAAAUGCCUUCACCAUGAUGGCCAUGAUGGACUACCCUUACAAAACCGACUUCAUGGGUCACCUCCCUGCCAAUCCAGUGAAGGUCAGCUGUGAACAAAUUCUUGCCCACAAAGACCCAAUUCAAGGCUUGGCUGCUCUUGUUGGGGUGUUCUACAACUCCUCUGGCUCAGCACAGUGUUACGACGUGUACCAGCUGUACCAGUCCUGUGCUGACCCCACAGGCUGCGGCAUCGGCUCAGACGCAGAGGCGUGGGACUACCAGGUUUGCACCGAGAUCAACUUAACUUUCAACAGCAACAACGUGACAGACAUGUUCCCUGAGAUGCCCUUCACGGAGGCCAUGCGUGAGCAGUACUGCUGGAACAGGUGGCGUGUGAGGCCACGAGCACACUGGCUGCAGAUAAACUUUUGGGGAGGAGACCUGAAAAGUGCAAGCAACAUCAUUUUUUCCAAUGGAGACUUGGACCCGUGGGCUGGAGGUGGGAUAAACAGCAGCCUCAGUCCUUCACUGAUUGCACUGACUGUUAAAGGAGGUGCCCAUCACCUCGAUCUGCGGGGACACAACCCAGCCGACCCCCCAUCCGUCAGGGACGUGCGCAGGCUGGAGGCUGGCAUCAUCCAGGGCUGGGUGAAAUCUGCGCGGACGGAGCGGGAGCAGCGCGUGGCAGCAGCAGGGCACGGCUGGCUGUGA